ACAUGGGCAUCCAGGCCCCCUCCCCCGACGUCCUGCCCAUGCACCGCCAGUGCGACGUGCUGCUGGGCCCGCUGGAGCAGCUGGGUAUCCUGUCCAUGGGGGCAUGCCACCUGCAGGCCUUCCCCGCGGAGCUGGCGGCCCACACCGCGCUGAGGGCGCUGUACCUGGACGACAACUCCAUGACCUCCCUCCCCGCCGGCUGCUACCUGGAAGGGCUUCGGGUGCUGGGCAUCGACUGGCGCGUCCUGUUCAACUCCCACAUGGUGCUGCGCCAUGCCCCCAGCCUCUCCAAGCUCUGCCUGAUGAGCAUGGGCAAGCUGGAGGCUGAGGCGG
Messenger RNA from Chlorella variabilis, 333 nucleotides. RefSeq lists its product as hypothetical. The record is from RefSeq and is a predicted model, not a curated record. The annotation marks the transcript as partial. Lineage: Eukaryota; Viridiplantae; Chlorophyta; Trebouxiophyceae; Chlorellales; Chlorellaceae. The transcript has 4 exons.